AUGGGUCGUACGCAAUGUUUCAGGUUGCAUCGGCGCUUUAAAAGCAGAAGGACGAGCCUGGAAGACGACGAGUGGUCUGGAAGACCUGCCACAACCGUCAUCCCCAGAAAUGUGGAGAAAAUUGAUCAGCCUGUGCAUGAGGAUCGUCGGAGGAAAAUCAACGACGUUGCUGAUGUUGUUGGUCUGUCGUAUGGGACCGUGCAAGCGAUCCUAAGGUCUGAAUUAAACAAGCGGCGUGCCAAGUUUGUUUCCCGCCUGCUGACCACUGAGCAGAAAGAACAUCACGUCGAAGUCUGUCAAGAUAUCCGUCAGUUUGUCGCUGUUGACGUAUACUUUAUGUCGAGGAUCAUCGACAUAAGUUGA
Messenger RNA from Octopus bimaculoides (California two-spot octopus), 363 nucleotides. Its product is annotated as protein GVQW3-like. The record is from RefSeq and is a predicted model, not a curated record. Lineage: Eukaryota; Metazoa; Mollusca; Cephalopoda; Octopoda; Octopodidae.